Molecule: messenger RNA, 949 nt
Organism: Eptesicus fuscus (big brown bat)
Lineage: Eukaryota; Metazoa; Chordata; Mammalia; Chiroptera; Vespertilionidae
Gene: TMEM269
Product: transmembrane protein 269
Exons: 7
Coding region: 259-933 (224 amino acids)
Source: RefSeq, a predicted model, not a curated record
CUGCACAGGAAGCAGGGAAGGAGUGCGGCCCCCACCCCGUUUAGGAAUGUCCUGUUCCCAGCUGGGCCUGCUGCUCUGGCUGGGGCCUGUCAGAACCAGAACCUUGAGGCACCUCAGUUGCAGUCCUGUCCUUCUGAGGGUGUGAACGUGGCCUGCAGGACAGAGGAGGCUGAGUCUGCAGCGGGUCCCUAUUGUGCUUCCUUCCCCUCAGGUUAGUGCAUCAGUUUCUUCCUGACCAAAGACCAGAGUCACCUCCAGAUGAAUGAAAUUUCCUGGAAAGAUGUUGCCAAUGUCUUCUCGCUGGCCAACAUGAUCAUGGGGCUCUUCUCCAUCUUCUGCAGCCUCAGCAAGAAAUCCAACUGUGCUUCCUGGAUGCUUCUGAUCAGUUUCCUAAUGGACAUGGCAGUCAGGACAAUCACCAGACAUCUCAAUAUCUGCUCCAAAUCAGGAGCUGAGCUGAAUGACUUUGCUGUCUUCACCACCUUUGGCCUGGCCUCAGCCCUGCUCCUAGGCGUGGAUGGGCCUCUGAAUGGGUUCCUGGCCAUCAUCUAUGUGUUAGCUGCUUCUUUCCGCCUGUGUUUUUAUUCAACUAGAGGCAUUUCCUUCACAUACAAGGGUCUACCCUGCCCCUAUGCUUCCUGUGUUCUGGCCUCCACCUCCCUUCUGACCAAAGGCAACACGUUCAUUCUCUCCUGCAUGGCCUCACUUAUGAUUCUAUUCAUGAUGGACCAGAGCUACUACCCACAUGAUGAAAUCCUGGAAUCUGAGAAUUGGAAAAAAAUAGUUUAUCUUGGAGGUGUCAUCAUGCUGCUUUUUUCUCCAUUCUCAAUAAUUGCUUUUUACUGCCUAAUGUGGUCGCUCUCCUACAUCUUCUUUCCAGAUGUUCUGUGGGGCAAGACAGAGUGUCUUAGGCAAGAGCAUCUAAGAAACUAAACAGCUCUUCCCACUC